Molecule: messenger RNA, 774 nt
Organism: Nicotiana tabacum (common tobacco)
Lineage: Eukaryota; Viridiplantae; Streptophyta; Magnoliopsida; Solanales; Solanaceae
Source: RefSeq, a predicted model, not a curated record
AUGGUUUUCUGUAGGGGCUCGAGUCAGGUGCCUCGGAGAAGGUUACCGGUUUUGGUGGAAUGCCGGUACCCCAAAAAGCGUAGUGGUCGGGCUUCGGUGUUGCAUCACAAGGCCUUUCUUCGAAUCCAGGAGGAGCAUGAUGUCGAGGUUCGGAGCCUCACUGAGAAGAGUGACUCGUACAAGCUCCUUAGUGAAAAACUUCGAGCAGAUUUGACAGCGGCUCGGGAAGAGCAUGAGGAGAUGGUUGAGCAGGUAGAUGCGCUACUGGACGAGGCAGAAGAAUUUAAAAAGUAUAUGGAUAUCCUUGCCUCGAAAAAGGAAGUUGUUCAAGCUCAGUUGGAGUUGUCUGAUGCCCAGCUUCGAUCUGCGAAAGAAAAUGCUUUGGGGCUGAUAGAAAAGAUUAAAGAGCUUCAGCAUCGGUUGAAUUUGGCCACUUUAGAUAAAGCAGAUUUGGCUAAAGAACUUGAAGGGGCCAGAUCUGAGGUGAUCGAGGCCAAUAAAAGAGCUGAUGCCAAAGUGGCUCAGUUCAGGAUCGAUGUCGAGGUUAACCAAGCCAAGGCCGAGAGCAUGGUCAAACAUGCAAAAUGGCAAGCUCGGAGAGAAGCUCUCGAGGAGGUCAGAGCUCAGGGCUUCGAUAUUGGGGUCGAGAUUGAAGUCGCCAGGGCGGAGGAGAACAAAGCUCGAAAGUUGGCCUUUCCUGAGGAGGACUCCGAUGACUCGGGGGAGUCUGAAGAUGAGGACGAUGCGGAGAAUACGGCCUCCAAUGAAUAUUGA